AUGACUGUAGAAAUCCUACAAAACACAAAGACUACUAAAACCAACAAGAAAAUUAAACAAGUUUAUAAUAUAAGUUGGAGGCCACGGCGGCUCAGAGCCCCGGAGCGAGCGAAGGCACGGGUGCCACUGCCGCAGGAGGCGCGAGGGACAAAAGCGUUCAGAUGGCAGAUAAGUUUUUCAGAUGGGGUUCCUGCAGAUUCCAUGGAAGCUGCUAAAAAUGCAAGUAACACAGAAAAGCUCACAGAUCAGGUGAUGCAGAAUCCACAAGUUCUGGCAGCCUUACAGGAACGACUGGACACUGUCUCUCACACUCCUUCCAGCUACAUUGAAACUUUACCCAAAGCAGUCAAAAGGAGAAUUAAUGCUCUGAAGCAGCUUCAGGUGAGGUGUGCGCACAUAGAGGCCAAAUUCUAUGAGGAAGUUCAUGACCUGGAGAGGAAGUAUGCUGCAUUGUACCAGCCUCUGUUUGACAAGAGAAGAGAAUUCAUCACUGGUGAUGUGGAGCGGACAGAUGCAGAAUCAGAGUGGCACAGUGAAAAUGAAGAGGAGGAUAAGUUGGCUGGAGAUAUGAAAAAUAAAGUAGUCAUAGCUGAGAAAGAAGCAGCAGCAGCAGCAGAAGAGCCAAAUCCCAAAGGAAUCCCAGAAUUCUGGUUCACCAUCUUCAGAAAUGUGGACAUGCUCAGUGAGCUGGUGCAGGAAUGUGAUGAGCCCAUCUUGAAACACUUGCAGGAUAUUAAAGUGAAGUUUUCAGAUCCUGGACAGCCUAUGUCUUUUGUGCUAGAGUUCCACUUUGAACCCAAUAACUACUUCACCAAUCCUGUCCUGACCAAAACGUACAAGAUGAAGUCUGAGCCAGACAAGGCUGACCCUUUUUCCUUUGAAGGUCCUGAAAUUGUGGACUGUGAUGGGUGCACAAUUGACUGGAAAAAAGGAAAAAAUGUUACCGUCAAAACCAUCAAGAAGAAGCAGAAGCAUAAGGGUCGGGGCACUGUUAGGACGAUUACAAAGCAAGUGCCCAAUGAGUCCUUUUUCAACUUCUUCAGUCCCCUGAAAGCCUCUGUAGAUGGAGAGUCACUGGAUGAAGAUUCUGAGUUCACACUAGCCUCUGAUUUUGAAAUUGGACACUUCUUCCGUGAGCGGAUAGUGCCGAGGGCUGUGCUGUACUUUACUGGGGAGGCCAUAGAGGAUGACGACAAUUUUGAAGAAGGUGAGGAAGGAGAGGAGGAGGAAUUGGAAGGUGAUGAGGAGGGAGAAGAGGAGGAGGAUGCCGAAGUUAACCCCAAGAAAGAACCCAGUCAGCCUGCAGAGUGCAAACAACAGUGAAAAGCAGGACCUGUGGGCAGUCAGCUGCCUUGAAGAUGGCUGUCAGGACCCAGGCCCGCCAGUGGGGGCCAAUUCUGUUGACACUGCUGUGACAUCUAACCGUUUCAAGUGCAUGAUUUCACCUCCACCUUUCCCUUUCCUUCUGAUUUUGCUUAACUUGUACAGUGGCAACUGGACUGCGUUUCAGAAUAGGAGGUUUAGUUCUAGCGCCUCUGCGGCCUUGGUGCCUGCAGCCCUGGACUUUCCCAGCCCUGCCCUUGAGGAGACCCUGAAGACCACCACGUAGGGUGGGUUGGGGUCACACCUGGAGCUGGUGGAGCCUACUGGUGCUGUUUCUGCAGCCCUUCCUGAUUUGAAGAAACCACACUGUUUCCAGCCACUGAGCUGCUGUGUGCGAAGCCGCUCCAGCCUUGUGCCUGACUCCUCUCUGAACAGCUAGUCAAGUGAGGCCGUGUUCUCAGAGUGUGGGUUGUGAUGCACACCCGAGGCCAGGGCCGUGGUGGCUCGUCCUCGUAUUUAUUUAUUCAUUCGUGCUUGGAGGACUGUGAACUCACAGUGUCCUCAUCCUUACCAUUUAUGAGACCAUGUUGGUGACUUGACCAGGAGGAUGUGACAUGUAGUGGAGCAAGGCCUGUGUGGAAGAAACUGCUACUUCCUGUCAUGAGCUGGGGAGGGCAGGAGCUAUUCUGUGACAUGCAGAACAUGAGCUAUGUGUUGCCUUUGGGGGGUGUGGGGUCAUAGCCAGGGGGCUGAAGUCCUUCUCUCACUAGGGCUUGCUGGCCUACAGAAUAGCUUCUCAGCUUGCAGUGUGCAUGCCAGCUCCUGGACCCCUUGCUCAUCUUAUCUCAAAGCCCUUGGGUUGGUGACCAGUUGGUGGCUGGCAUGUGGGGUUUCGGAGUGUGUGGCUGUGGUCUCUGGCUCAGCAACAGCCAUGCCCACAGUGACAGGCAUGUAGAGUGCGUUCAGCCUUACCUGAUGACACAUUUGUAACUGAACAUGGUGUUUUCAAUUUGUACAGAAUAGUUAGGAUAUUCUAUUAAAGUUGUGAGACAA
Jaculus jaculus (lesser Egyptian jerboa) is the source of this 2376-nucleotide messenger RNA. RefSeq names its product nucleosome assembly protein 1-like 4. The record is from RefSeq and is a predicted model, not a curated record. Bases 1 to 1323 code for a protein of 440 amino acids. Gene Ontology annotation, cellular component: chromatin; nucleus. The transcript has 2 exons. Lineage: Eukaryota; Metazoa; Chordata; Mammalia; Rodentia; Dipodidae. Gene Ontology annotation, molecular function: histone binding; chromatin binding. Gene Ontology annotation, biological process: nucleosome assembly.